UUUUGGGAAGAAACAAAGAACUUUACAUCAUGAGAAAGUGCUUGGUAGCAGAUUUCAAUCAGCCAAUUUACAAAAGAAUAUGUUCAAUUCAAAAGAUUUAAAUAUUGUAUUUGAUAUUGGAAACAGAUACCAUUAGAAUGAAAUAAUGGCAGAUGCAAUGGAAAGAGGAUGUAGUUACCAUGCAAUGUUUAUUUAUAAUAAACCAAAGCUAAAAAACAAUCGUAAGAAAAACCGAGACUUUGAAGUUUCCUUUGAAGUUGUAAAGUUUGCAGUAGAUAAAAUGGCAACAUGGGGAUUUGAAAAGACUUAUUACCAUGACCGUGAUGCCUUACCAGGAAGUAAUAUAUUUGGUGAAUUUUUUGAUACUGUGAAAGCUUCAAGAUUCACUGUUGUUGUAUUAACAAAAGGGUUUUUAAGUGACUGUUGGGGAAAGUACAAAUCGCAGGCUGCAUUUACCAAAUUGAUAGACCAGGAUAAAUCAAAAAGAUUUAUUGCUAUGUAUAUUGAUUUAGAACAUAUACCAGAUGAAUUUAAUACUAUGAACAGUUUAUGCUUUAGUGCUGACUGGCAAAAUGAACACAGGGAGUGGGAAAAGUUUAAAAUGCUUUUGAAUACUGUCACACAUCCUGUACAGGAUACUGGACCAGACCGCUUUCCCAUGACACACAAUACUUCUGGUUAUCAAAAUGCAAUCCUAUAUAGCAGAGGAACUUUACAACACCCUCAAGCAGGUCUUGCUGGAAAUAAUCUCCUUGUUGGAGUGCAAGAAACAAAUCCACCAAAUUUACCAAGAGGAAACAGUAUUCUUGAAACAGAUGCAGGACCCCAUGAUCUUCCAGAAACAACUGACAACUUACAACCAGUGAUUCCAAAUACAACAAAUAGAUCUGAUAAUGGAAAUACUUCAAAUCAACAAUCAGGUGGAGGCAACCAGGACAGUCAUGGAUUUUCUGUGACACAAUCAAAUGACAGCUCAAUUAUAUACCAGAGGCACAGUACAAAUGGAUUAAAUUCUAACAAUUCAGCUCCUGGUGCCAUAGCAACAAAUCCAACAUCAUCAUCAACAACUACAGCAAGUCUACAUGUUGAAAACAACCAAAGCACAACACAGACAGGUGUUGGUCCGACACCAUCAGUGGUCACUCCUCCAAAUACAGUAAUGGCAACUACUGGGAACAAUAUGGAGGAAAAUAUAGUCCUGACACAAGGAGCUCAAGCAGUAGCAUCAACAAGUACUACAAUGCAGACUUCUGGUACUAGAGCUCAAGAAAUAGCAUCUAGAAGUACUACAAUGCAGACUUCUGCUAGUAGAGAGCCUCCUGAUGGUGCAGCAACUUUGACUAAUUCACCACCUGUAUACAUACAACAUUCUUCAGAUACAAAUUUAAAGAAUAUAGUUGGCAGAGACAAUGGUGAUGAAGAUUAUCCUUCCAGUAGUUUAAACAGAAAUGAUGUGGAACCUGAUAACAGUGGUCAAAGUAUCAGUAACUCAACAGACAAUCAGUCUAGCACUGAUUCACUUAAAACUGAGACCAAGGAUAGUCAACCUGAACAUACUAAAAGGUUUGUUUGUCCAAAAGAUGGACAUUCGAAUUCUCAGCACGAUAGUGGAUAUGAUCAGGGUCUGAACUUUGAUUCCAUUGCAAGUGACCAUCAAGAUACAAAUGGUUUCAACACUGAGUCCAUAGGAAUAAAUAGAUUAAAUGAUUAUAGUGCUCUACUGACAAACAAUAGUGAUAGGUAUGAAUCAAUGGAUGGACCUGCAACAAACCGCCAAGGUGCUUCCCUUUUAUUGUCUACAAUGAGAAGGAUGCUACCUGGUACCAGAUCUACAAUGAGAAAUACUAUGGGGACAAUGAUUAAACCCAUAGCGAAAUUUGUACAGAAAUGUGACCAAAGUUAUUUUUAAAAUAAAUCAUAUAUUUAUUGUUUUAUAUUUUAA
Mytilus californianus (California mussel) is the source of this 1942-nucleotide messenger RNA. Its product is annotated as serine-rich adhesin for platelets-like. Lineage: Eukaryota; Metazoa; Mollusca; Bivalvia; Mytilida; Mytilidae. The record is from RefSeq and is a predicted model, not a curated record. Gene Ontology annotation, biological process: signal transduction. Bases 146 to 1909 code for a protein of 587 amino acids. The transcript has 6 exons.